GAUUUUAAAAGGAAUCUGGCUUUUUUGCAACGGGUUUGCCGCCAGGACACAGGUGUCAUGAAAACCACUGCUAAACCUCAGCAAAAAUGGGAAAGGAGAAGACCCACAUCAACAUCGUUGUCAUUGGACACGUAGAUUCAGGGAAGUCUACCACUCCUGGCCUUCUGAUCUACAAAUGUGGUGGGACUGACAAGAGAGCCAUUGAAGAGUUAGAGAAGGAGGCUACUGAGAUGGGAAAGGGCUCCUUCCAGUAUGCCUGGGUCCUGGACAAACUGAAAGCCGAACACGAGUGUGGUAUCACCACUGAUAUCUCCCUGUGGAAAUUCGAGACCAGCGAGUACUAUGUGACCACCAUUGAUGCCCCAGGACACAGAGACGUCAUCAAAAACAUGAUUACAGGCACAUCCCAGGCUGACUGUGCUGUCCUGAUUGUCGCUGCUGGCGUUGGUGAAUUUGAAGCAGCUGUUUCCAAGCAUGGGCAGACCCAGGAGCAUGCCCUUCUGGCCUACACUCUGGCUGUGAAACAACUCAUUGCUGGAGUUAACAAAAUGGAUUCCACUGAGCCACCCUACAGCCGGAAGAGAUGCGAGGAAACUGUUAAAGAAGUCAGCACCUCCAUUCAGAAAAUUGGCUACAACCCUGACACAGCAGCAUUUGUGCCAAUUUCUGGCUGGAAUGGUGACAACGUGCUGGAGCCAAGUGCUGACAUGCCGUGGUUCAAGGGAUGGAGAGUCACCCGUGAAGAUGACAAUGCCGGUGGAACCACCACACUGCUUGAAGCUCUGGAUUGCAUCCUGCCCCCAACUCGCUCAAAUGACAAGCCCCUGCGUUUGCCCCCUCAGGACGUCUACAAAAUUGGUGGUAUCGGUACUGUCCCUGUGGGUCGGGUGGAGACUGGUGUUCUCCAACCUGGCAUGGUGGUCACCUUUGCUCCAGUCAACGUGACAACUGAAGUGAAGUCUGUCGAAACGCACCAUGAAGCUUUGAGUGAAGCCCUUCCUGGGCACAGUGUGGGCUUCCAUGUCAAGAACGCGUCUGUCAAAGAUGUUCGUCGUGGCAAUGUGGCCGGUGAGAGCAAAAGUGACCCACCGACGGAAGCAGCUGGCUUCACAGCUCAGGCGGUUAUCUUGAACCAUCCAGGCCAAAGCAGUGCUGGCUAUGCACCUGUGCCGGAUUGUCACACAGCUCACGCUGCUGGCAAGUUUGCUGAGCUGGAGAAGAUUCACCAUUGUUCUGGGAAAAAGGUGGAAGAUGGACCCAAAUUCUUGAAAUCUGGUGAUGCUGCCAUCGUUGAUAUGGUUUCUGGCAAACCCAUGUGUGCUGAGAGCUUCUCUGACUAUCCUCCUCUGGGCCAUUUUGCUGUUCAUGACAUGAGACAUACGGUUGCUGUGGAUGUCAUCAAAGCAGUGGACAAGAAGGUAGCUGGAGCUGGCAAGGUCACCAAGUCUGCCCAGAAAGCUCAGAAGGCUAAAUGAAUAUUAUCCCCAAUACCUGCCACCCCAGUCUUAAUCAGUGGUGGAAGAACAGCCUCAGAACUAUAUGUCUCAAUUGGCCAUUUAAGUUUAAUAGCAAAAGACUGGUUAAUGAUAACAAUGCGUCGUAAAACCUUCGGAAGGAAAGGAGAAUGUGUUGUGGACCAUUUGCUUUGCGUGUGGCAGUUUUAAGUUAUUAGUUUUUAAACUCAGUACUUUGUAAUGGAAAGAACUUGACCAAAAAUCUGUCACAGAAUUUGAGACUCAUUAAAAAAGUUUAAUGAGGAAAAAAAAAAAAAAAAGGAAUCUGUUAUGUAGGCCCAGGAGUGCCGUUAGAAAUUUUGUUCCUUUGUUUCCAUAUCUGAAGGAUUUAGAUAUGUGUCUUAUCCGGCCAACCCCUAAAUCCCCCACUGGUCUAUUUAUUACUGCUACACACAACAGAAUUAGGACUUGACAUGGGAUCUCUGGAAGGUAACAGUGCUGUGGCAUCAAUUUUUGUUAAUGUACUGAGUAUUUGAGAAGAGGGUACACCUAAAGAGCACAAAGAAGGGAGGGGUGGCCAAGCUGUGGUCAAGAAGAUGAAUCUACAAGAACGAUUUUGCUGCAAAGGAGAACCAAAAGUGGAAGCUGACUACAUAAAAGAUAAAGCAUUAGAAAUAAAGCUUGCACGAAAGGCCACAGGUAUAUGAAAGCCAGAGUGAUUUCAGCUUGGGGACACCUGGGACAUUACUAUAUAUGCCCAAUUGCUCCAGGGACUGAAGGAGGACAUAGCAAAAGCCCUGGUGUUUAAAAAAGAUGCUCAACAACACACGCAGCUAUGAUCUUGCUCCCUCAUACCUUCCACCUUAUUUCUAACCUCCUCGGGUGUCCACCCUUGCACAUGUCACAUGCAUGGCCCUGCUCCUACCUCGCUCCCCAUGUGCCAUCAGGGACACAGGCUGUGGCUUCUGUCCUGCAUGGUACUUAAUGCUCUAAUUUCGCAAUUAAUAUCAAACCACUAAUAGUCAUUAGAGACCUAAUAUUUUAGACUAACAUUAGAAUUACAUUUAAUUAAAUUUAAUAAAUAAAUUGUAAUGAGUAACAUAGAGCUGGGAUGUCUCUUUAAUGGAAUCCAUGGAAACAUGACUGAGAUUAUCAAGGUUUUCUAUUCAAACUUUUAGAAUCAAUGUUGGUUAUAUUUUCCUUCUGAUUCCCACUGUAGAACAGAAAUGUUUUUAUUUGUUUUUAAUUUUUAUUGGAGUAUAGUUGCUUUACAAUAUUGUGUUAGUUUAUACUGCACAGCAAAGUGAAUCAGCUAUGUGUAUAUGUAUACACAUAUCCCCUCUUUUCUGGAUUUCCUUCUCAUUUAGGUCACCACAGAGCACUGAGUAGAGUUCCCUGUGCUAUACAGUAGGUUCUCAUUAGUAAUCUACUUUAUACAUAGUAUCAGUAGUGUAUAGAUGUUAAUCCCAAUCUCCCAAUUCAUCCUACCACCUCCCUUUUCCCCUUGGUAUCCAUACAUUUGUUCUCUGUUUGUUCUCUACGUCUGUGUCUCUACAGAAAUGCUUUUAAAUAUCUCUGGAGUUACAGUUAGGUGUUUUUUUUUUUUUUCACUUGGGAUUUUUGUUUUAUUUUGUUUUGCUUUGCUGUUUAAAAACCACAGCAAUGAUGGAGGCUUAAAAGAGAAAACUAGUACCUAUUUAAAUAUAUAGUAGAGGUCAAAAAACAAUCUGAAUUCAAAUGAGAUUUCUAAAAAUACAUACAUAUUUCCUUUCUGAUUUCUACAGAUUUGUUCACUCCUUAAAAACUUUUAUGCUAUUUUGGGAUUUUUACUGCAAAGCCAAGAUAAGUGCUGAUUUUUAUCUGUUGAGGGUGUUUCCUACUCAGAAAAAC
Physeter macrocephalus (sperm whale) is the source of this 3344-nucleotide messenger RNA. Its product is annotated as elongation factor 1-alpha 1-like. Gene Ontology annotation, biological process: translational elongation; translation. The record is from RefSeq and is a predicted model, not a curated record. Gene Ontology annotation, molecular function: translation elongation factor activity; GTP binding; GTPase activity. NCBI's taxonomy places the organism in Eukaryota, Metazoa, Chordata, Mammalia, Artiodactyla, Physeteridae.